UAACAGAUCCAUUGCAGAUCUUCCAAAUUACAAUGAUCUUUUGUAACUUGUUAGUUUUGGAAACUUUUUUUUAAAUUCUGCACUUUUUCUUCGGCAAGGACUGCACUUAUAGACCACUGAAGAGGACCUUUCUGCAUAUUUUGCCAAUGGAAACUCUUUGUCCUGCUCUGAUAAUGGUUUGCUGUGUGUUGGUGCAGUCUGAGCGCAGCUGUGAUCAGACACAGUUCUUGCACCCUAAUGGUUCUUGUGUUACGUGCCCUGUGUGUAAGCCGGGAGAACAGUUGUCAGAGGAUUGUGGCUUUGGAGAUGGUGGGGAAGGAGUGUGUAUUCUGUGUGAGGACGGGACAUUCAGCUCAGAUGAAGGUGUGGCUCCUUGCAGAAGAUGCAACCAGUGCAGUCGGCUGAACCGUCAACUAGAGGCUGCGUGCUCACCCACCAGUGACACCGUCUGUGGGGAUUGUCUCCGAGGGUACUAUGAAGUGAGGAGCAUGAUUGGGGAAGCAGAGCUACUUUGUGUACCUUGUCAUAGCCAUGACAGAGUCCAUGAAGAGUGUUUGCUCCUCACUGCAGAAGACCCAACAACACAGGAUGCCGUCACGUUCCCUGAAGAGAAGGAGCAGUCUCCGGAACACUGUCCCUCGCCUGAUGGACAUUUGUCUGCAUCAAACCUUCAGUACAAACCUCUGUCCAGACAGACUAGGAUAACAGCAACACAACCAAUCAUCCUGUCAGAGACUGUGUCAGCUGAAGAUUCAGAAAGAGGCCUAAACUCAGUGAGCCAUGAAAGUGAGCUGCAUCCCACUUCUAUUGUGAUUAAUGUCUCCACCAACAUCAAGCCCUGCAGUUGGAGGAAAGACAUAACACUGGAGCAACAACAAAGCUUCACAACAGAGGAGAUGGAGCGAAAACUGCAGACAAUAUGGGAGAUUGCUGAAGGUCAGAGUAUUGAGAUGCUUGACUAUGACUCCGUCCAGGACUUGUCCCUGCUGCUCAACUCUGCUGAGAAUAACUACAUUUAAAGGAGACUUGCGCUUUCAUUAGGUGUGCCCCCUCAGGUCACUCCUCACCUCCAAGGCUUCCAGGACCUCUUCCAGUAUCUGCGCACCUCCACGUAUACACAGCUGCCCCAGCUGGCCCAGGCUGCUGCCCUCUUGCCUCAUUUUGAAGUUGUUUCAAGGAUACACAGGGCGGUAGUGAACACGAGACCACUCAGACCCUAGAAAAACUAUUCCCAUGGCUUGGACUUGUUAUAGGAUUUUUUUCUGCUUUACGUUGCAUACUUAAAUCCUUAUAGAUCACCCCAUAUUUGUUUUGAUGGAACA
This is a messenger RNA of Cololabis saira (Pacific saury), 1322 nucleotides long. RefSeq names its product tumor necrosis factor receptor superfamily member EDAR-like. The transcript has 9 exons. Gene Ontology annotation, molecular function: signaling receptor activity; protein binding. The record is from RefSeq and is a predicted model, not a curated record. Lineage: Eukaryota; Metazoa; Chordata; Actinopteri; Beloniformes; Belonidae. Gene Ontology annotation, biological process: positive regulation of canonical NF-kappaB signal transduction; positive regulation of JNK cascade. Gene Ontology annotation, cellular component: plasma membrane.